AUGAAUACCGAAAGCAACCCAAUGUCAAGAAGACAACGAUUGAUAGGACUUGCAAAAAGUACUAGGGACAACUACAUCCCAAAGAUCACCGGAUCUGUAACCUCAUUCGCAUCUGGUGCGUCAAAAGCAUUUACCAAUCCAAGAGAGGUUUACGAUGAAGAAGGCAAGGUGGUUCUCCCGAAAGACACACGGAUAAAGUUAUACCCUACAUACACAAGAAAGCUAGAGGACAAGUAUUACGUUGACGUUGCUGGAUGGAUGUCAGCACCAGGGGCCAUGAAUAGGAAAAAUAGAGUCAUGAUGUCCGUUAUCAAACAGUUGAUGAAACGAGAUAACCAGGAUGUUGAACUGCAGUUCCAAAAUGAAACUGCAUACCUCCCAGCUCACCAAGUGCAUCACAAAGAGAGCGAAUCUGAUAAUGAGUCAAUCCACUCUGUGGCGUCAGAUCAAAGUACAAACUCAUCUCCAGGCACACCCAACUCUGACGCUAUAAUUAAUGAAAGACUAGCCGACUUUUUUGCUAAAUCAAUACCGAAUACCGAAAUCAAGAUCACUAUUGGGUCGGAGAGUCAGCAUGAAAAAGUGGCACAUGAGAAGUUAAUGACCGAUGGAUAUGGCUAUUUCCACACUACAAUAGAGGUCAAUUACAAACCAUCGGUAAUCUUUGCAUCAUCGAUGGUCACUGAAACCGUCUUUGCGGCCCAAAAUAUAAUGAUAGUCCCCUCAAAUGGUCUUGGUGUUAUUAGUGACAUUGAUGACACGGUUAAGCUCACAGGAGUUGUAGGUGACAAGCGACUCUUGCUUCGAAAUUUGUUGUUGCAAGAUUUUGAAGCCUGGAAAAUUCCUUCAAUUGUUAAAUGGUAUAUGGAUCUCAGUAAGAAGAGGGAUAUCAGUUUCUUUUAUGUUUCAAACUCACCAUGGCAAUUAUUCCCAUCAAUAUCGGAAUAUUUUAAUCUUGUUGGCUUACCAAAGGGAUCAAUACACUUAAAGAGAUACUUAGGUAGCAUGAUUUCCUCGCUAUUGGAACCCUCACUGUCGAGGAAAAAGACUAUGUUGCAUAAGAUUCUACGAGACUUUCCUGAUAAAAAGUUUGUUUGUAUUGGUGAUUCUGGGGAAUACGACUUGGAAGCAUAUGUGGACCUAGCGAUUAGCUAUCCCAAUAGAGUUUUGUCGAUAUAUAUUCGAUAUGUUGAAAACUCAUUAUCCCUCGAGGAUGACCGUCGUAUUUUGAAGGAGCUAUUGCGACUUUUGGCAAAAAGGAGAACAGAUGUGUCGCGUAAUUAUAGGGAGAAUGAGGAGGUAUCGCAAAAGAGGGAUAACGCUCAUGAAGUUGAUUUGAUUGACUUGUCAGAUUCGCCAGUACUUCCGCCAACUGCUGCAUCACUGAAUUUGUCAAAGAAAAAGCCACCCAUGAAACCGAAGAAGCCGAAAAACCUACAAAGCAGUUCAAGUCUGCGCGAGCUGCCACCAGCAUCUCAGUCAGGAGAGUCUACUCCUCCCGCAUUAAGAUCUGCAGUAUCUUCUCCACCAGAAUCACGGUCUGCAGGGUCCCCUCAGCCAGCAUCGGUUCCACCGUCAUCUAAUGUCUCGUCAGAUGGUAACCUGAUGAUUGAUGAGUACAGACCACCGUUACCUCCAAGACGUUCUAGAACGAAACUGAGAAGUGGGUACGAUUAUGAGCCUGGCAGCAUAUACGACUCCCCCGGGUUUAUGGAAUUGGAAGAUCGAGAUAAAAAGGGAGCAGAGUGGGUACGUAGAGUGUCCACAGCAAUUACUGCUUUGAAGAACACAAACACCCAAAUCCACAUAUUUAUGGAUAGUGAUGACAAAUUUUUCGAGAGCAGUUGUAACAAGUUGGAUGAAGAUGUACGCGUGAAAUAA
Lodderomyces orthopsilosis Co 90-125 is the source of this 1881-nucleotide messenger RNA. Its product is annotated as phosphatidate phosphatase. Bases 1 to 1881 code for a protein of 626 amino acids. Lineage: Eukaryota; Fungi; Ascomycota; Pichiomycetes; Serinales; Debaryomycetaceae. Gene Ontology annotation, molecular function: phosphatidate phosphatase activity. Gene Ontology annotation, cellular component: actin cortical patch. The record is from RefSeq and is a predicted model, not a curated record. The transcript has a single exon.